AUGGAACUCAACCGAGAACAUUUUCGCGCCAUAACUUAUUACAACUUUCAGAGACAAUUAUCGCAACAAGAAUGCCUUGCUGAGUUACUGUCUGUUUUCGGCAACGAAGCGCCACAUCAGUCGACAAUUUCCCGUGGUCUUAGCGACGAUCCCAGGGUGGAUAGACAUGUGACAUAUCGCGAGAUUGAGGCGUCCUCAAAAUUAGUUUCUCGUUGGAUACCCCGCCUGUUGACUGAAGAGCAGAAAGCAGCCAGGUCGGCUGUUUGGGUGUUCCAACGUGAAGAAAAGCCAACAAAAGUCAUCCAUUCUCGAAAGCAAAGAACUGUUACUGCGGAUUGGUAUACUACCAUUUGUUUGCCAAAAGUCAUCACCGAGCUUCGAAAAAUGAACCCCGAAAGAAGAAUCAUCCUCCACCAAGACAAUGCAAGCUCGCACACAGCCCAAAGAACAAGGCAGUAUUUAACGGAAGAAAACGUGGAAUUAUUGGACUAUCCUCCUUAUAGUCUCGAUCUAAGUCCUAACGAUUUCUUUACUCUCCCGAAAACUAAAAACAGACUGCGUGGUCCAAGGUUCCAGUCACCAGAAGAAGCAGUUGACGCAUUCAAAAAUGCCGUUUUGGAUCUGCCAUCAAACGAGUGGAAUAAGUGCUUUGAAAAUUGGUUCGAGCGAAUGCAGAUAACAGCAGAAAUAUUUAAUGAGCGACAUGAGAACAGUAACUGGUGCAGACAACGGUCACUCUGGGAUCAGGAAUGGAACAGUAUUGUCUUUAGUGACGAGUCUCGAUUUUGUUUAGGCAUGCUCGAUGGUCGUGCCAGGGUUAGAAGGCGACGUGGUGAAAGGAGGAAUCCACAGUUUUUUGUUGAAAGACAUGUUCAUCACACUGUUGGAGUUAUGGUUUGGGGUGCUAUAGCUCAUGGUUCCAGGUCACUUUCAAUCUUCAUCAGAGGUAACAUGAACGCGCAGCGUUAUAUCCAUGAAGUUCUAGAACCCCAUCUUUUACCCUAUCUUGACACCCUGGCAGAUCCAACUUUCCAACAAGAUAAUGCCCGACCACAUGUUGCAAGAGUCACAAUAGACUUUUUUCAACAUAAUGAUGUCACAUUGUUACCAUGGCCACGAAGAUCCCCCGACUUAUCCACAAUUGAGCACGUGUGGGAUAUGAUGGGUAGGAGAUUGCUCAAUUUGCAACGUCCUCCUCAGACUCUAGAAGCACUUCGAGAGGAGUUGGUGGUUGCCUGGAAUGAGAUACCACAGGAGGACAUUGACCACCUGAUCAGAAGCAUGCCUAGGCGCGUUGGAGAAUGCGUAGCAUAUCAGGGUGCAUCCACACAUUAUUAA
Molecule: messenger RNA, 1338 nt
Organism: Acanthoscelides obtectus
Lineage: Eukaryota; Metazoa; Arthropoda; Insecta; Coleoptera; Chrysomelidae
Source: the annotation of a GenBank genome assembly